UUUUACCCUGGAUGCUUCAGUGUGGGACAGCAUUAGAGGGGUUUAUCAUAUUCAGAGAGGUAGCAUUUGGUGGUAAACAUAAUUGUGUUUUAGCAGGAAAGUAGUUGUGAAGGAAUGCAGGUCCAGUCGGUGCCUCUCGGUUCUGUCACCAUCGGACCGGAGUCUUGGCGCGAUGGGACGGUCCGGUCCAUCCGGCGGGCGGAGCGCCUUGUGCGGCAGACUCGGGCCGGGCGGUCCGGGACGUGCAGCCGGCCUCAGAGCUGCAGCGCGGCCGCCAGGUUCACCCCAAAGCGCACAGACUGCACAGCGGAAACAAACGAAGAUAAGAUCACAGGAGAGGAAUGUGGAGAGAGUCGUGACUGCGUCUGCAAAAAUAAGAUGUUGAGGCCUCAAACUACCGGAGCGAUGUUCCCCAGUGGUUCCCAGAGGGCGCCUUUGGCCCCAUUCCCGCCUACCAGCUUGCGUGAGCAGUGUGCCGGGGCCAGCGUUGCAAUGGCCAGUGAGUACAUGCGGAGGGUGCGUGAAGUGGAGGGCCAGCUACGCAGGCAGGCUGGCAGGGUGACCCAGGAGGGCAUCAAGCUGGAGAGGGAGAGGGGUCACCUGGAGAGGAUGCUGCGCAGCAUCAGGACUGAUCUGACUGUCAACAGUAGGAGCUCGGAGGGGAGGACCAGGAGGCCCUCCGCCGCUGAGACUGAGAGAGAUGGUGCUGAUUACUUGUUGUCGUGUGAGAGAAGAGAGCUGGCCCAGUUGAAACAGGAUCUGGAGGGAGCGCUGAGAGACACUCUGACCCAGCUACAGGCCCUGGGGCAGAGCAGCAGACAGCUGCUGGACUGUGCCAGUGAGAGGGCUCGUGUCCUGGAGCUGCUGCCUCACAGCGGCUCUGCUGGAGGACACGGCAUCGCUGCUCAGGCAUACAACAAAACAGACCCCGUCAGCCCCUUUACACCAGAGUGUAAACAGGUUUUAGAGUUCUCCACUUUGACAGUCGACCAGUCACAGCUACUGAGGGAACACGUCAGACAGAUGCUCACCAGCGCCAUCGCCAGGCAGAAAGCUGUUCACCGCACCGUCAAUGAUGGUUUGGUGAAGAAAAUUGCAGAGACAAUCAGUCUGCAGCAAAACCUCACUUUGAUGUCUGCAGCCACCAGACAGGCUGUGUUUCGCAAGCAGAGGGAAAUUAACUGUAUUCGUCACAGCCACGACAGAGUGCAGGGUCCAGAGUACAGCGGUGACGUACUGUCCAGAGAGAAACUCAACAGGCCUCUGGUGCAGGUUUAUCACAGACACCCAGGGACACAGUUACCUGAGGCUGCUCAUCUCAUACAGGGCAGUGCAGUGCUGCAGCGAUGUCUAAUGUCCUCUGAGGGUGAGCUGGCGAGGCUGCAGCGCGCCUGUCUGCAGCUGCUGGACGACCAGCACGGCAAGAGAGUAGCCGCUCAGGUGGACUCAGCCGUCAUCCGCAUGAGGCGUCAGCAGGUCGACAAGCGAGCCAUGCCUUCUGCCCUCCAGCAGGGGGCGUGCAGAAGCCAACUCCCCUUGUCUUGUAUUCAGUUGGGCAGCAAACAGCAGAGAGAGGUGAUGGCUUUAAGUGUGUUGUGAGAAAUAGGGACCAGCCUUCGUGAAAAAUGUACUGUAUUAGACUAAUAAAAUGUGAUACACAAAAGUAUAAGGACACCCCUGUUCACAUACUCGUGUACUUUUGGUCUAUACUACAGCAUAUUUAGAAUAGUGUGCUUUCCUGUUUCUGUUACCCCCACGCACAAGGUCCAUGUCCACAAUGGUUCAGUAUGGUGUGGAAGAACAUGAGCAUGAUCCUACACUGAGCUGCACACAUGGAGUUGGACAUUUUCUCUUUUGUGUAUGUUUUAAACACUGGAAAUGUAUUAAAGUUCAAACAAAGUGUUACAAGUUACAUAACAAUGUGCAAGUAUUGCUCGCUUGCCCGGGGGAAGUAAGAUGCCACGUCAGGUUAGUAAAUCCAGCAACCCACUUGCCCGAUCGGGCUUCUUAAGUGGUAACAAAUAAUUAAACACAUUUUUAGGAAACAGGAGUUUAGUUGGGUAGUGUUAGAGGAUGUAGAAUAAACUUAUUGUUAUUUGAUAAAUAUGAAUUAAUAAAAUAAUGUGAAAUAACGUUGAACCCUGUAAUGGGCUGUAUUUAUGUGACGUGAUGUUAUCUUAACGUCCCUGAUGCAGCAGACCCCAGCCAACUGUCAUUUCAGUGUUAAAAGAAAUGCCAAGACUUUAUUUGCUGUUACCAUUUAAUGUAGUUAUCUUUCCUGGAAUAAAAAUAUGACCAAAAAGACAGUCGUGUCUAAUCUGAUAAUUGUAUCGAACAAUGUAUUUUAUUUUAAGAUAUAAUCUGACAAACUGCCUCAUUGUGAACUAAAACAGCUAUAAAGACUUUAAAAACCAUUCCUACCAUGU
Cottoperca gobio is the source of this 2426-nucleotide messenger RNA. It is a transcript of the gene tektl1, whose product is annotated as tektin like 1. Bases 115 to 1599 code for a protein of 494 amino acids. NCBI's taxonomy places the organism in Eukaryota, Metazoa, Chordata, Actinopteri, Perciformes, Bovichtidae. The record is from RefSeq and is a predicted model, not a curated record. The transcript is spliced from 8 exons.